Messenger RNA from Amoebophrya sp. A25, 2506 nucleotides. The record is from the annotation of a GenBank genome assembly. NCBI's taxonomy places the organism in Eukaryota, Dinophyceae, Syndiniales, Amoebophryaceae.
GUACGAGGUGUAGCGCUCUGAAUGAAUGAAUGUGAACGAGAGACAGUAACGUGGAGAGCGCAGUUGUCCAGAGAUUUGAGAGACCCUACCUACAUUAACUCAUGAAGGCCCGGCAAUCCCUGACUCUGAAAAUUGACCCCAGAACUACUGCUAGAAAAAGCUGCAAAAAACAGCGUGAGGUGUUUCGACGGAAAGAUACUUUGUAGAACGGAAAGCCUACGGUAGCGACGUCUCUCUCUUGUAGAUGAUUCACAGUGAACAUACCAAUAAGUAGAACAACAGUAAGUUUUUAUCUGCUGCUCGAUCAGAAACAAAAUGGCUGCAGCACCAUUAACCGAGCGCGAGCAGAAGGUCUACCUCGCGAAGCUGUGCGAACAAGCUGAGAGGUAGAUGAACCUUAAUGACGGUAUGACUCAUCGUCGCCGCAAGCGGCUCUCUCAAUCUGCGACCGAUCCCUUAAGUCAGUAUGUGUCUGAACCGGUCAGGGUUACUUGCGAGUCACCUGCCGGUUUAUUGAGUAAACCAGCAAUGAUUCGAUAGUCAGGCACAGAACCACCAUUGAUUCUACUUCAGGUACGACGAAAUGUCAACGUACAUGCGAGAGGUUGGCGAGAUGGAAGAGGAACUGAAUGCCGAAGAGCGCAACUUGCUUUCGGUGUCUUAUAAGAAUUUAUGGCACUAAUGAUUCAUAUGUUGCUAUUGUAGAAGUGCGUCUUUGUUGUUAUAGCGAAGUGUGCUUUCGAUUGGCUUCAGUCGAAAGCACAACGAGUAGCGUACCAAGUGGAACGACUACUUUUCGACGAUGAAUGACGCUGAUACUCGAAGCUGCUAUAUUUUCAUACACAACAGUGUGCGUGACACGAGGACUCCCACUCUUGUACUCGUUCACUCGGAAAUCCCUUCCUUUGGAAAAGCUGUUUUGAACUUCGUGAAGGACUCUAAUCCCCAGCGUCGGCUACAGAAGGGCGGCUUGGAGAGUAGUCAACUCCUUGGAGCAGAAGGAGCGAGCACGUGGCAAUUUCGACAAUGCGGCAGCGGCGGAGCAAUACAAGAAAAAAGUACUCAUCUCUGCUGCUUUGUUGAACGAACAGCUAGAGGAAGCUAGAAGCUAGUGAUCAAAUCCUUCUCUCUGUGUGUGUCUCUCUGUGUGUGUGUCUCUCUGUGUGUGUGUCUCUCUCUCCCUCUCUCUCUCGUGACCUUUGAACACAUCGCCCCAAUAUCAACAUACCUUUGAGUACAUCGCCGGAAUAACAACAUGAACCCCUCUAAAGAAAUAUCACCUAUUCAAGGCAUAGGAGAGAAACGUCAACCGCUUGUGAAAACCUGAAAACCUUCACUCCAGAUAGAAAACGAGUUGGCGAAAAUCUGUGACGAGAUAUUGAAGUUGAUUCGCAUGUCACUUCUAGCCAAGUCAAGCACGGGUGAAGACAAAGUCUUUUAUCUUAAGAUGAAGGGAGAUUACUACCGCUACAAGGCAGAGUUUGAGCCGAAUGAGCAGAAUCUCAAGAACCAGGCACAGGGAGCGUACGUUAUACUAUAAUUCCAUCUUCACUCAGUACUACUGAGAAUUAAAAGCUUUGAUUUAUGGGAACGAUGUCCGUGAUUUGAUUUGUGAGGAUCUACCGAGGAUCGUAUGUCAGAAAAAAAAUUGUUGACAUCGGAUAGCGCGUCACGACCCUCUUUUUGAUCCUUGUCUACGAAAUCUAACCGCAGGUACGCCGAAGCAAUGACACUGGCACAAGCGGAAUUGGUAACGACCAGUCCGAUUCGACUUGGCCUCGCGUUGAACUUUUCGGUCUUCUAUUUUAUGGCUCUAAACCUAAAGAAGCAGUAUCGAUCACAGAUAUUGUAUCGUCCUGCCGGUAGGUAUGGAGAACUGGUCGGGAUGCCAAUCAAACAAACAGAUAUCGCGAAGCGAGUAUCAAUAAGUUUUAGCUUUCCAUCUUUCGUUUCUUCUUUUCAUCACCGCCGGCACUUUUCAUCUCUCACCAAGAGGAUCCUAUUCUAUUCAACCCCCCCCCUUCUAACAUGCACGAAGUUUUAAAUCGAAGCGACGAGGCAUGUAAAUUGGCAAGACAGGCAUUCGAAGACGCUAUCGCGGAGUUGGACUCGGUGGCGGAGGAUGUGUAUAAAGACGCUACCCUAAUCAUGCAAUUGCUUCGUGAUAACCUCACCUUGUGGACCUCCGAUGAACAGGGAGCUUUGUAGUGGACAGGGCCGUAUGUUGGAGGUUCAAAUCGUUUCGAUUUACAAUUAUUUCUGUCACUGGGACGCAAUUACAGAUCGCACGAAUACUUCAACAGACAAGCAUUCUAGUUUCGUAGUUUUUUUGUUAAGCUUCAAUCACUAUCACGCAUUCAAGGCAACAUGUCAAUAUGUUAUUGGGAGCACGACGGAGUCGGAGAAAAGAGACGUCCGUGACAGACGACGUGCGCGAUGUUACAAGACCAAAGAACGACGCAAAGUUAGUUCAACUUACAGAAAAGCAAAAGGCAUUCAUUUUUAU